Molecule: messenger RNA, 789 nt
Organism: Anopheles marshallii
Lineage: Eukaryota; Metazoa; Arthropoda; Insecta; Diptera; Culicidae
Product: elongation of very long chain fatty acids protein AAEL008004-like
Exons: 6
Coding region: 1-789 (262 amino acids)
Biological process (GO): sphingolipid biosynthetic process; fatty acid elongation, monounsaturated fatty acid; very long-chain fatty acid biosynthetic process
Cellular component (GO): endoplasmic reticulum membrane
Molecular function (GO): fatty acid elongase activity
Source: RefSeq, a predicted model, not a curated record
AUGGACCUGUACCAGUAUUACAUCUACGAAAAUGCCGAUCAACGAACGAAAAACUGGUUUCUGGCGGGGUCACCGUUGCCAAUCAUUGGCAUCAUUGUCUGCUAUCUUGCAUUGGUGUACUACAUAGUUCCUAGGUACAUGCGAAAUCGGGAGGCUUACCAGCUGAAGACUUUCAUGGGAUUUUACAACCUGUUCCAGGUGGUGUACUGUGUGUUCCUCAUUACAAAUCUAGUAAAGGCCGGAUGGAGACCGUACUUUUUCUACCGGUGCGUCGAAACCGACUACUCGAACGAACCCCGGGCGAUGCUAAUGGUCGAAACAACGUGGUACCUGCUGAUGAUCAAGCUGUUCGAGCUGCUCGAGACGGUUCUGUUUGUGCUGCGCAAGAAACAGAACCAGGUGUCGGUGCUGCACGUGUACCAUCACAUAAGCACCUUUGUGAUAGCGUACAUCUACACCAAAUAUAUUGGAGGAAGCAUGCUAACGUUCUCGAUCGUGGCGAACUGUGUCGUCCACAUCAUCAUGUACUCGUACUACUUCAUGUCCGCGUACGAUGUGCCUCUGUUCAAAUUCCUCGUGGCAAAGUACAAAAAAUACAUCACCAAAAUUCAACUGAUCCAGUUCUGUCUGAUGAUGGCGAACAAUCUGUUCGGGCUCAACCCGCACUGUAACGUGUCCCGACCGUUUUUGGCAAUGUACAUACCGAACAUCUUCAUCCUGAUGUAUCUGUUCUACGAUUUCUACAAGAAAUCGUACAGCAAAUCCAAACCCGGCAAAGUGAAGCAAUGA